Molecule: messenger RNA, 870 nt
Organism: Phytophthora nicotianae INRA-310
Lineage: Eukaryota; Oomycota; Peronosporomycetes; Peronosporales; Peronosporaceae
Exons: 1
Coding region: 1-870 (289 amino acids)
Molecular function (GO): protein binding
Source: RefSeq, a predicted model, not a curated record
AUGGAGCAGUUUGUGCGAAACUCACAAGCAUUGAAGCUGCUAGUUGUUCAUCGCCAGGAAGAGAACAGUGAAGAGAAGGAGUCUCGCGCUGCUGUGAAGUUUAUUGUCGAGAUGAUAGGGCGAGUUCUGGACCAGCAGCAUGUUCGGGCUACGCUAGAGCGUGUGCGCUGUAAUGCGCAUCCACUUUACUUGGACGGCGUCACGUGUGUUGGCACUGGCGUGUUCCCCGAAGCAGCUAUGGCGUUGAAUCACUCGUGCUUACCUAACGUGUUACCCAGUUUUGAUCCACGCACCCGAACGCUCGCUUUCCAUGCUAUCACAGAGAUACCAAAAGGGAGUACAGUGGAGUAUUCCUACAUUGACUUGUUGCAGACGAGAAGGAGACGACAGUCGCUACUGUUAAAGGGAUUCGACUUCGACUGCAUUUGCGAUCGCUGCACAACUGAAGCUAAAGAACAAGAUCAUGCAGAGGAGGAACAGGAAGAGGCUCGAGUUAUGGAGCAAUUGAUGCAGAUCGUGAACUCAAACCAAAGCGACGUGAAAAAGCGAAUUGCUCACUUGAAGAAAGAGCACGAAAAUGUAUUCAAACGCAGCAGUGAAGCGCAAUUUGCACUCUACACUGCGGAAAUGCAGAUGGCUCGAGUUCAAUGCGACUGGACGAACGUCAUCAAAGCUGCGGACAUGUUACUGGAGAUCUGGACGAGAUGUGGUCUACCCGAUCACUACCACACCACCGAAACACUACAUCUACAGAUAUGCCUAGCUGCAAAGCAAGCUGGGAUGAUUGACAAGGCUAAAGCGUCAGCUCAAAAAGUGUCAACCAUUCGACGAAUCUGUGGAUAUUCACAUCCAGACACCCCUAUCGGUUAG